AACAUACAUGUACAACACUACAAUUUUAGGGUUAGAAUGCGGUGUAAUUCCUACGGCUGCUCUCCUUAAUUUUAUUUGUUCAUCAGCAACACGCCGCUUCUCCAUUCAUCCUUCUUGUUUCUUUUGUUAUUUCCUCAACCACACUAAUCCUUAAUACCAAUCUCUUUUCGCCGCCUUUGCUGCCGUCGUUGAAUGGAGUUGCAAUCUCCCAACGGACAUGAGGAUUCCCUUGUCUGCAAUUAGAGGAUCGCGCUCUCUGCCGGCCACCGUCGAAUGGAGCAGCAUUUUCCAACAAACCUGAGUCCUUUGCUGCAAAUAGAAAAGGUGCCCUUCAGCUCCUCCGUGCUCUCUGCAACAAUAGUAGUUGUGUUUGUGAAACAAGUUUGUUUAGAUGGACUGGACGAAGGUGUGGGGCUGUGUUAAGGACCACUCUAGGUGCAUCAGACCACUAUUUCGUAUAGUGAGGGAUCAGAAAGUAAUUCUAUCUGUUGGAAAGAGGUUCUAUUCUUCACAGGAACAAGGACGAUAUCCUUUGGAAAGAAAGACAUCAUGGAUGUGCAAGCUGCCAUGUGUUCUAGUGGACACUGUGUUUGUGAGUAAAAAUACAUCACUGCGGUGCGUGCAUAGCAUGAAAAAUGAUCCGGACUUGAGUAGGGACUUUUUUGUACAACUCUGGCUUGCUGAUAAAAAGGAGACAGGGCCUACUGCCAAACGAAGGCAUAAAGUUCUUAAAUUCGAUAACAGUGGUGAAACAGUAAUUGAUGGCCGAACUAUUCCGGGACUUAUUCAAAGAAUGCUUUCUGGUGCUUUAGAUGAGAAGUCUUAUGGCAAGAAAAAGUCAGGUCUUAAGCAACCACCUACCAGCCAAUCCAUCACUGGUACAUUAGAACCAAUGUCUUUGGAAGAGUCCAAGGUUGCACCUCUUCUUGCAAGAUCCAAUCUACUGAUUACCAGGGAUAUCGAAUGGGCCAACUUGGUUCUUGGUUUUGAGCAGGAAAACCGAUAUGCAAUGGUUGAUGUCUGCUACCCUCAAGCACCUGUAGGUUUCAUACGCGAGCAGAGCAACGUGAUUGCGAGACAGUUGCUUCGCUUAAGACGCCCUUUCAUCGCACAGAUUACUGAUGGAUCUGGCAAUGAGCUCUUUAGGGUUCGAAGGCCCUUUUGGUGGAUCACCAGUUCCAUUUAUGCAGAGAUAAAUGGAAAAGAAAUUGGUGUUGUUCACAGAAGAUGGCAUCUCUGGAGGAGAAUUUAUGACUUGUACUUGGGGAAUAAGCAAUUUGCAGUUGUUGAGAACCCAGGCUUGUGGAACUGGACUUUCACUUUGAAGGACAUUGAUGGAAAUGUAUUGGCUGAGAUAGACCGUGACUGGAGGGGUUUCGGAUUUGAGAUUUUUACAGAUGCUGGUCAGUAUGUGAUUCGAUUUGGGAGCUCCAAUUCUGGUGUUGCGCCUGCAGCAGAGGUGCAAGAGUUAAAUGUAGCUCGUUCCUUGACUCUGUCUGAGAGAGCAGUAGCUGUUGCCCUAGCUGUUUCACUUGAUAAUGACUACUUCUCCAGACAUGGAGGCUGGGGCUUUCCCUUUAUGGUGGUCGAUGAUUGAGAGUUGGCUGGCAAGAGGAGGGCUGAACGCGGUCAGAUUUGAAACUCAGCCUUUCCUCACAUUCGUUAAAGAUAUUCUUUUUUUGUUUUUUCACUGCCAAUGAGCGGCUAUGGGAAAGUGAAUUAGAGGCUUGUCGCAAAAUCUUAAGUUAAUCGAGCUUGAACCUCAACUGAAUGCUUUAUGUGCUUUCCAUUCACUCUUUUGGUAGCAGCGAAAAGUUAUCAUGGCCAUCAUCAUAUGUGUCCUGUCGUGUCAAAUUCUUGUAUAAUCACAGGAUUAAUUACCUAUGUUUGCAUCUUGCUAUUUUGGUGGUUGUGUAGCCGAUUCGAAGCUACUUAACAUUUUAUUUGUACAUGUGUGCUAAACCUAGCACAAGUUUUUCACAUGUAGGUAAAAAUUUCUACCCAAA
This is a messenger RNA of Salvia miltiorrhiza (redroot sage), 2006 nucleotides long. RefSeq names its product altered inheritance rate of mitochondria protein 25-like. Gene Ontology annotation, cellular component: plasma membrane. Lineage: Eukaryota; Viridiplantae; Streptophyta; Magnoliopsida; Lamiales; Lamiaceae. Gene Ontology annotation, biological process: plasma membrane phospholipid scrambling. The coding region runs from base 392 to 1597 and encodes 401 amino acids. The record is from RefSeq and is a predicted model, not a curated record. Gene Ontology annotation, molecular function: phospholipid scramblase activity. The transcript is spliced from 12 exons.